Messenger RNA from Homo sapiens (human), 2118 nucleotides. It is a transcript of the gene NPIPA3, whose product is annotated as nuclear pore complex interacting protein family member A3. NCBI's taxonomy places the organism in Eukaryota, Metazoa, Chordata, Mammalia, Primates, Hominidae. The coding region runs from base 1021 to 2073 and encodes 350 amino acids. The transcript is spliced from 12 exons. The record is from RefSeq and is marked validated.
AGGGCUUCCUGGCUGCAGUGGCUGCUGCCCCAUCCCAGGGCCGCGGGGCCCGGGUUCCACUUGGCGGCGUCUUCUCUCGAGUCGCCUUCGCUGCUCCGAGAAGUCGGCGGCGCAGCAGUUGACGCUCAGCUCGCCGCAGGUCGCCAUAUUCCCCGCGGAGGCCGGCUGGGCUCUCGCCUCAGGCCGCCCACCCUGCUCCGGCCGCCGCGGCCUCUCCGUUCCCGCAGCCAGAGGUGGGGAGAGAGCGACCUCCAGGCACUGGGCACCCGCCGCUUCCCCAGCAGCCGGCGGGGCGAUGGAGAAAGACGCCAGGAAGCGGAAGGUCCCCGCCGGCCCGAGGGUCGCCCGGGGCUGCGCCCCAUGGUUCCUGCCCACGGAGCAGCUGCCGGGACCCUCCCUGCCAAGUUGCUCCCGGAAAAGCUCUCAGGUUCUCAGGCCUGCAGGGAGUGACAGUUUCCCCCUGACUGGAACGUAAGGCUGCAAACUCGAAGCCAGGCAUUUUCUGCGUAUUCUUAAAUAGGAUGUUUCAGUCAAAGCCUUGAUAAUAUAACCAAUCAUUCUGAUUACAGCCUGCUUAUAAGGAGAACAUGUGUACAUCAAAUAGAGACGAGGUUUCACCGUGUUAGCCAGGAUGGUCUCGAUUUCCUGACCUCGUGAUCCACCCGCCUCGGCCUCCCAGAGUGCUGGGAUUACAGGUUUCAGGCACAGAACUGUAUAUCCAAUAAUAGUGAAAUGGAUCCCACUAAUUAUGACCGAAAUGAUGAUACAUUUAAAUGACUUGGAUGUUUUAUAGGUUGGCACUCAUCAUGAGCCCCUGUUCUCAUUCUGCAAAUGGUGAAGCUCUCUAUUGUCCUGACCCCACGGUUCCUGUCCCAUGACCAGGGCCAGCUCACCAAGGAGCUGCAGCAGCACGUAAAGUCAGUGACAUGCCCAUGCGAGUACCUGAGGAAGGUUGAUGGACGGAUGGCUACAUGGAUGUGAUGGAGAUGGUUUACUAUCGGGACCUUCCGCAUCCUGCUGAUGUUUUGUUGCUUAGGAUAUGAAUGGCUGAGCGGAGGCUGUAAAACCUGGCACUCUGCUUGGGUUAUCAAUACUCUGGCUGACCAUCGUCAUCGUGGGACUGACUUUGGUGGAAGUCCUUGGUUACUUAUCAUUACUGUGUUUCUGAGAAGUUAUAAAUUUGCCAUCUCCCUCUGCACAAGUUACCUUUGUGUGUCUUUCCUGAAGACUAUCUUCCCGUCUCAAAAUGGACAUGAUGGAUCCACGGAUGUACAGCAGAGAGCCAGGAGGUCCAACCGCCGUAGACAGGAAGGAAUUAAAAUUGUCCUGGAAGACAUCUUUACUUUAUGGAGACAGGUGGAAACCAAAGUUCGAGCUAAAAUCUGUAAGAUGAAGGUGACAACAAAAGUCAACCGUCAUGACAAAAUCAAUGGAAAGAGGAAGACCGCCAAAGAACAUCUGAGGAAACUAAGCAUGAAAGAACGUGAGCACGGAGAAAAGGAGAGGCAGGUGUCAGAGGCAGAGGAAAACGGGAAAUUGGAUAUGAAAGAAAUACACACCUACAUGGAAAUGUUUCAACGUGCGCAAGCGUUGCGGCGGCGGGCAGAGGACUACUACAGAUGCAAAAUCACCCCUUCUGCAAGAAAGCCUCUUUGCAACCGGGUCAGAAUGGCGGCAGCGGAGCAUCGUCAUUCUUCAGGAUUGCCCUACUGGCCCUACCUCACAGCUGAAACUUUAAAAAACAGGAUGGGCCACCAGCCACCUCCUCCAACUCAACAACAUUCUAUAAUUGAUAACUCCCUGAGCCUCAAGACACCUCCCGAGUGUCUGCUCACUCCCCUUCCACCCUCAGCUCUACCCUCAGCGGAUGAUAAUCUCAAGACACCUGCGGAGUGUCUGCUCUAUCCCCUUCCACCCUCAGCGGAUGAUAAUCUCAAGACACCUCCCGAGUGUCUGCUCACUCCCCUUCCACCCUCAGCUCCACCCUCAGUGGAUGAUAAUCUCAAGACACCUCCCAAGUGUGUCUGCUCACUCCCCUUCCACCCUCAGCGGAUGAUAAUCUCAAGAAACUAAGGAAGAAUAAAUAAAUAAUAUAAAAAUAAAAUGAAUACUGCAGUC